AUGGGAAGUACAAAGUACUGUCAGCCGCUCCGCACCAUCCCGACAAUUCGGCAACCCACACCAGCGGCGCCUGCCAUUCCUCGAAACUUACCAGUGGCGAGUCUAGCACAUGUCAGGUGGAACUACUGUCAAUACAGACAUGCGAAACUAAUCACAUCUGGCCACUAUCAAACAAGAACUGGAUACAUCGUCACAAUAAGUUACAGAGAUGUGAUACAUUCGGUUGAAGAACAACAAGCCCUCGGACCCCCGCGAAAGCCGACCGGUCAUCGUCUUCAAUAUCGUCUUCAACCCCGACACCCUCUUCCGCUCUCCGUAAUGCUGAGGUGCUGGGCGCCCCGUGCUCGUCAUCAGCAGGUCGAUCUACGACGACAGCUUCGCUCGAGGAAGACGGUGCGUGUACAGUGCGACCGUCGCUACGGUGAACGUCGGUCUCAGCCGCGGCGUUUCCUAUGGCAGAUUGUCCUGUCUGCGGCGCAUGGGGGCCCCGCGCAGCUUCCGGUGAAGAGCUCUCUCCGACAGGAUCGGGUUUCCGUGGAAGAAUGA
Molecule: messenger RNA, 546 nt
Organism: Peniophora sp. CBMAI 1063
Lineage: Eukaryota; Fungi; Basidiomycota; Agaricomycetes; Russulales; Peniophoraceae
Source: the annotation of a GenBank genome assembly